Molecule: messenger RNA, 3564 nt
Organism: Mya arenaria
Lineage: Eukaryota; Metazoa; Mollusca; Bivalvia; Myida; Myidae
Product: acidic mammalian chitinase-like
Exons: 7
Coding region: 891-2309 (472 amino acids)
Biological process (GO): carbohydrate metabolic process; chitin catabolic process
Cellular component (GO): extracellular region
Molecular function (GO): chitin binding; chitinase activity
Source: RefSeq, a predicted model, not a curated record
UAUGGACGUGUGGAUGUUCGGGUUUUGUUCCAAUGAGAGGACAUAUAUAUGGACCAGUAUGACAAGCAAGGAAAAUGGAGAACGAUCUUGGAUCAUUAUAUUCUAAUAUUCAGGAAUUCACUCUCAUCUAAAAUAUGACAUUAUUGUUGAGCGUUAAGGUAAACACGAUGCACAACCUGGUUGGUCGCGGUCCAGUGACGAAAUAGAUGGUAAAGGCUAGGCAACUAUAAUGGCAAGUCGAAUAAAUUAAUGAGCAUUAAUACGCAACACGGGGAAUAUACUACCACACUGUUUAAAUCAUAAUCAAAACAAAAUGACGUAAAAUGUUGGGCCUAUGUGCACAUACAGUGUAUCGUGACUCUAACGUUGGAUAUACCACUUAAACCAACCUAUCACACUCGAUGUUGAUUUGGAAAUACCGAGCAAGUUACAUUCUGAACGUGUUCGUCACCCAUCGCGCCUAGAGACGGCGAUAUUUGAAAGUAGGAAAGUCUUUCAGAUAAGGGGGAUGCUUCUGUUUACGUGUUUGACCAAGAGGGGGCUGAUGCGUACAUUCACCUCGAGGGUCGCCACCCAAAUAUAUGUAUAUGUAGCAAUACGAAGGUUUUUGUAUCAUAACAAACGCUUGUCAUUUAAAAUUUUAAGUAUUAUAUCAUUAUAUUGAAACGUUCUAUGUAGAGAAUAGCACAUUUUUGUGGUGAUGACAUUAAAAGAUUUAUCUUAACUCGGACAGAGGACAUUUAUAACAGCCCUUGUUACUGGUGCACUGUUUCGCUUGAUUAAUAAGCGUUCGUUGAUAAGGCGUGACACGGAUCAGUCAUUUCCUUGGGCAAAUUGUUCAAACAUAUAGACAAUUGGCCAGACGAAGGACAUACAUUUCUACAUCAAUAAUGUGUCAACUAUUGAGUGUAAUAUUGAUAUUAAUUGUUUUAACUGGAUGCUUCUCAAUAGUUCUCGGAGAUUUUUCAGGGAACAAACUUAAAAACUUCUGUUACUUCACAAACUGGUCUCCUUCCUUGGCCAACUUUGAGGCCCGUUUUGACGUUGAAAAUAUCAACGCUACAUUAUGCAGCCACCUGAUUUACGCCUUUGCCAACAUGGACGUGGUAGAUCUCAAACUCGUAAAAUCCGAAAUCGGGGACGAUAACGGCUCUCUGACAAACAAGCAAGGCCGAUAUUUUGAGUUCAACAAACUUAAAAUCCGCCAUUCGGAGUUGGUAACGCUGUUGUCCAUCGGCGGCGCUAACGGCAAAGGAUGGUUCCAGGUGGUUGCAAGCGAAACCAGCAUGCAGACGUUCGCAAAAAACGUGGCAAUCUUCUUGAGGGACCGCGAUUUCGACGGCAUUGACCUCGACUGGGAGUACCCGUUAGAGCUCUACAGGAACAAGUUCACACAGCUGCUCCAGGUGUUCCGACGAGAGUUUGAGAACGAGGCGAUGCAGACCAGCAAACCGAGGCUCCUUGUCUCAAUCGCUGUCGGCGUCAGCGAGGACACAAUAUCCAAGUCAUACAACAUCCCUGAAAUCAGCAGCUACGUGGACUACAUACAGGUGAUGGCGUACGACUUCCACGGUCCAUGGAGUCAGGUGACGAGCUUCUCAUCCCCACUCUACUCGCGAGGAUCCAACAUCCGUUUCAACCAGCAAUACAGCCAGCAAUGGGCGAUAGAUCGGUGGAUAUCUGGCGGGGCUCCACGUAACAAGCUCGUGCUGGGACUGACUGGGAUCGCCACCACCUUCACCUUAGCCAAUAUAACGGACGCCGGGGUCGGAGCCGCAGUAACGGGGGCGGGAAAGACCGGACCCUACCUGGGACACGAGGGGCACGCAACCUACUAUAGGGUAUGUGAGCUGAUUCGGAAUGGGGCCGUUUACCGUUUUGACGAGGAACAAAAGAUGUCGUAUGUCGUUUUGGAAGACCAGUGGGCUGGCUACCCCACGCCCAAGAGUAUGAAGGAAAAGGUUCGGUUUGCGCACAGUCGGGGCCUGGCGGGGACCAUGUUUUGGUCUCUUGAGGUGGACGACUUCAAGGGUACGUAUUGCAAUGCCGGACAGUUCCCGCUCCUCACUGCCGUCUACGACACUAUUCAGGAAAUGGCGCCCUACGCCUCAGGCCAGUUUACAGUACAGACCACGGAAAGACCUCCAAUCACUACUGUUGACUUCAGACUGCACCACAAGACAAACAAAAACGGAAUUAAUUUCUACGAUAUGGUAGACUCUGCCCAGAUAUCCAGCCUCAAUUUUCUUUUACUUAUUUCCUGUUUGUGUGUGUACAACAUAUUCAGUUACGGACGUCAUUUUCGAUGAAACAGGAACAACACAAACUUUUAACCAUGCGUUGCAUCCGAUUAGACUAUCAGACCUCGUCUGGGAAAAAAGAAAUCAGAAAGGACCCGUUUUUUGACAGAACUAUAUGCACUAUGUUCUGCCAAUUACCACGGGAGCAACUGAUUAAUUGUGAUUGAGUUAUAAUUUUAUAUUAAUGACCUAACAGAUGCCAAAAUGUCUUGUUUGUCGCUUUCAUCAUUUUUCUUCAAACCCACAAAAAGUAGUUUAAUUAAGAUCGGUGACGUUUGGACCUAUUAAUGUAGCCACCAUUUUCUAUUGCUGGCAUAAACGGACGCGCAUUUGCGCCAACUUAUUAAAAGUUCACAAAAUUGCGACUUAUUAACUCAAAACUGUAUGCCUUAAAUAUUAGACAUAAUUAUUAAGCCGAAUUUGACGAUAUAGGGGGCGUAACUUUUGGGCGCAACUUCACGAAACCGAUCCGGUUAGCGCAGUGGUUAGCAUAUUCGCAUCUCACAACUUUUAGGCGACCAGGGUUCGAUUCCCGGCCAGGGCGCAUGUGAAAUUGGUUAGUGGUCACAAAGCCGGACAAGUUGGUUUUCUCCGGGUACUGUGGUUCCCCCCACAACAUAAGACCACACUCUCGCGCAACAACCGACAAAACAAAUUUGGCUUAUAUUAAAUUUUGUCUUUAAAUGGUGUAUUUUGUAUCAAUAUGCAUAUUCUUUCUACCACAUUGUUAUAAAAAUGUUCACUUAGACAGUUUCACAUGUCCUCAAAACCGACAAUGUAAGACUGUCAGAAAACUUCAAACUUUGUUCAUGUUCCUUGAACUGUUAAGGAGAUUCAAGUGUGUAUCGUAGGCCUUAAAUGAAAGUAUUUCAGCCCUUUUACGAAAUUGUUUGCCGAAGACUGUCGGCAAAAAAGUUUGCUAUAAUAAAUAAUAAUUUGUAUAAAUUUUCUUCAUACAUGUGUAUUUUGUGUUUGUUGUUAUUUGUCGAAUACUGACUGUAAAUCCCUGGCACAUGUGUAUUUUGUGUUUGUUGUUAUUUGUCAAAUACUGACUGUAAACCCCUGGCACAUGUGUAUUUUGUGUUUGUUGUUAUUUGUCGAAUACUGACUGUAAACCCCUGGCACAUGUGUAUUUUGUGUUUGUUGUUAUUUGUCGAAUACUGACUGUAAAUCCCUGGCACAUUUGCAUUUUGUUUGUAUGUGUAUGUAUAAUUGGAUGUUUACAAAAGAGAACAAUGCAAUAUCAUUAAACUUAUUAAACUAA